This is a messenger RNA of Mesocricetus auratus (golden hamster), 1808 nucleotides long. Its product is annotated as interferon-inducible GTPase 1-like. The record is from RefSeq and is a predicted model, not a curated record. Gene Ontology annotation, biological process: defense response; cellular response to interferon-beta. The transcript has 2 exons. Lineage: Eukaryota; Metazoa; Chordata; Mammalia; Rodentia; Cricetidae. Gene Ontology annotation, molecular function: GTPase activity; GTP binding. The coding region runs from base 356 to 1594 and encodes 412 amino acids. Gene Ontology annotation, cellular component: endoplasmic reticulum membrane.
ACACAUGCCACUCCUUUAUUAUUUCUUAUCUUUUCCACCAAGAAAUGAAGAGAUGACAGAUUAUAAAAGUCAACACUUUCAAUUUCUCUUUCUUCUUCUUGGAAAUGCAGGAGAUUCUGAAAAACAAGACCCAUAUGCUUUAAUGAUUGGCCAAAACACACGGAGAGGGAAGGACCAGAUUCAGAAGAGUGCAUAAAUCCUGACCAACUGCCUCCAUCCUGCUGCUUUUCCACAGAAGCAGAGGUGGGUUGCAAGUGAAGAGACUGAAGCACACAGGAGCAUGGUUCCUGCAGCUGAACCACAGUGAACGCAGACACCAGACGCAGGAUAAUCUGGGCCAUUUUUCAACACAGCCAUGGGUCAAUCCUCCUCUGAUACAGCUAAGGAUGAAGACUAUGGAUAUCUGGAGUCCAGUUUCACGGCAUAUUGUAAGAAGGUUAAGACAGAAAAAAUCAUUUCUGAGGAAACCAUCCGUUUAAUAGAAUAUCAGCUGAAAAAGGGAAACAUUCUGGGGGCAAACUCAGUAAUCAGUGAUGCAUUGAAAAAUAUUGAUAGUGCCCCAAUAAACAUUGCUGUGACAGGAGAGCCUGGGGCAGGGAAGUCCAGCUUCAUCAAUGCCCUGAGGGGAGGUGGGACUGAGGACAAAGGUGCAACUCAAGUUGGAGUAGUAGAGACAACUAUGAAGAGAACUCCAUACAAACACCCCAACACUAAAACUUUGACUCUAUGGGACCUGCCUGGCAUUGGAACUAUCGGGUUUCCGCCAAAGGAUUAUCUGGAGAAAGUGCAAUUCCAAGAGUAUGACUUCUUCAUUAUUGUUUCUGCCACAAGUUUUACAAAACUUGAACUAGAACUUGCCAAAGCAAUCAGCUUAAUGGAAAAGAAUUACUACUUUGUGAGAACCAAGGUGGACGUUGAUUUAGAAAACCAAAAGAAAUUUAAGCCAUGUAUGUUUGACAAAGAAAAGAUCCUGGAGGAGAUGCGAAUCUCCUAUGUGGAUAAAUUUAGUCAGAAUAACAUGGAUGCACCACAGAUCUUCUUGAUUUCUAACCAUUAUUUAUCUGACUAUGAUUUUCCAUGCCUGAUGGACACCCUGAUAAAGGAUCUUCCUGCUCAAAAGCACCACAAAUUUACACUUUCCAUGAAUAAUAUUACAGAGGAAAUCAUUGACAGAAUGCGCAAGUCCAUACAGAAGACUAUCUGGCUGGAAGCCUUCAAGGAUGGAUCUCUGGCUGUGCUCCCUUUCGUGGGCUUCUUCAGGGAUGAUGUGGAGAAUCUGAAGGUGAAGCUAAACCACUAUCGAGUCCUCUUUGGAGUGGAUGAUGAAUCCCUGAGAGUCAUGUCUAAGAAAUCCCAAGUGCCUGUUCAACAACUGAAAAAAGUAAUUAAGUCUCCUUAUUUGUUGGAAACUAAGAAAGAAGAAACAUUAGGAGAAAUGUUGUGGGGAUAUAUCAAGAAAUUACGCUUUGCUACGGGUGGGCUCCAUAGUGUAGAUUUUUAUGCUAGGAAAACCUUUUCCUUGCAUCAUCUCUUCCUUGACACAGUGACAGAAGAUGCCAAAGUUCUCCUUAGAGAAAUAUAUUCAAGACAUUAGUGCAAACUCACCUCACCCACAGGUACUGACCAUCAUGACAUCAAUGGUUAACACCAGGAAUCAUUACAUAAAUCUCCCCCUCUGGUAUAUUUUCUUUACACUAGCCAAUCCACUUCCACCAUGGGAAAACCAAAAGAUAUGGACCAUGCUUCUUAAUAUGUCAGAGUUGAACAUCCCAAGUACCUCUUCACCUCUCUAAUUCUCUCUCUUUCUU